This is a messenger RNA of Chaetura pelagica (chimney swift), 1785 nucleotides long. It is a transcript of the gene EZR, whose product is annotated as ezrin. The record is from RefSeq and is a predicted model, not a curated record. Gene Ontology annotation, cellular component: plasma membrane; cytoskeleton; filopodium. Gene Ontology annotation, biological process: regulation of cell shape; positive regulation of early endosome to late endosome transport; regulation of organelle assembly. The coding region runs from base 16 to 1737 and encodes 573 amino acids. NCBI's taxonomy places the organism in Eukaryota, Metazoa, Chordata, Aves, Apodiformes, Apodidae. The transcript is spliced from 12 exons. Gene Ontology annotation, molecular function: actin binding; cell adhesion molecule binding.
GUUCGAGUUGUUACUAUGGAUGCAGAGCUGGAGUUUGCCAUCCAGCCAAACACUACAGGCAAACAGCUGUUUGACCAGGUGGUUAAAACCAUAGGUUUGCGAGAAGUGUGGUACUUUGGUCUUCAGUAUGUGGACAACAAAGGAUUCCAGACUUGGCUGAAGCUUGAUAAAAAGGUUUCUGCUCAAGAAAUCAGAAAAGAGAAUCCCCUCCAGUUCAAAUUCCGUGCCAAGUUCUUUCCAGAGGAUGUGGCUGAAGAGCUGAUCCAGGACAUCACACAGAAGCUCUUCUUCCUGCAAGUGAAGGAAGGGAUCCUCAGUGAUGAGAUCUACUGUCCUCCUGAAACAGCAGUACUUCUUGGCUCCUAUGCUGUGCAGGCCAAAUUUGCAGAUUACAACAAAGAUUUGCACAAGCCUGGAUACCUCAAUUCAGAGCGUCUGAUCCCCCAAAGGGUGAUGGACCAGCAUAAACUCUCCAGAGAGCAGUGGGAUAAUAAGAAGUUAACAUCUUUUCUCUUUGUCUCACCCAGAGAGAAUGCCAUGUUGGAAUACCUGAAGAUUGCUCAAGACUUGGAAAUGUAUGGAAUCAACUACUUCGAGAUCAAGAAUAAGAAAGGAACUGACCUUUGGCUGGGGGUUGAUGCCUUGGGGCUGAACAUCUAUGAAAAGGAUGAUAAGCUGACUCCAAAGAUUGGGUUCCCUUGGAGCGAAAUCAGGAACAUCUCUUUCAAUGACAAGAAGUUUGUUAUAAAGCCUAUUGACAAGAAGGCACCAGACUUUGUGUUUUAUGCCCCUCGUCUGAGAAUUAACAAGCGGAUCCUGCAGCUCUGUAUGGGCAACCACGAGCUGUACAUGCGGCGCAGGAAGCCCGACACCAUUGAGGUGCAACAGAUGAAAGCCCAGGCCCGGGAGGAGAAGCACCAGAAGCAACUGGAGAGGCAACAACUGGAAAAUGAAAAGAAGAAGAGGGAGACAAUUGAGCGGGAGAAAGAGCAGAUGUUGAGGGAGAAGGAGGAGCUGCUGGUGAGGCUACAAGAAUAUGAGCUGAAGACUCAGAAAGCAGAGAAAGAGCUCUCCGAUCAGAUCCAAAGAGCCAUUCAGUUGGAGGAGGAAAGGAGACGAGCCCAGGAGGAGGCAGAACGCUUGGAAGCUGAUCGUUUGGCUGCUCUGCAGGCCAAGGAAGAGCUGGAGAGACAAACCAAGGACCAGAUAAAGAGCCAGGAACAGCUGGCUACAGAGCUUGCAGAGUAUACAGCCAAGAUUGCACUUCUUGAAGAGGCAAGGAGGCGUAAAGAGAGUGAGGUUGAAGAGUGGCAAAUCAGAGCCAAGGAAGCCCAGGAGGAUCUGGUAAAGACAAAGGAGGAGCUGCACCUGGUCAUGACUGCUCCACCUCCACCCCCACCACCUGUCUAUGAGCCAGUGAACUACCUUGUCCAUGAUAACUUGCAAGAUGAAGGGUCUGAGUACUCUGCCUACAGUGCAGAGUUCUCCAGUGAAGGGAUCAGAAAUGACCGCAAUGAGGAGAAGCGCAUUACUGAAGCAGAGAAGAAUGAACGUGUACAGAGGCAACUGAGGGCACUGACAGAUGAGCUGGCCCAGGCUAGAGAUGAAAAUAAGAGGACCCAAAAUGAUAUUAUCCACUCGGAGAACAUGCGGCAGGGGCGUGACAAGUACAAGACGCUGCGGCAGAUCCGGCAGGGCAACACGAAGCAGAGAAUCGAUGAGUUUGAAGCCAUGUAAUGAUGUGUAUAACAAGAAGGCAGGACUGUGGGAAGGCAGAUCUUAAUG